Molecule: messenger RNA, 270 nt
Organism: Dovyalis caffra
Lineage: Eukaryota; Viridiplantae; Streptophyta; Magnoliopsida; Malpighiales; Salicaceae
Source: the annotation of a GenBank genome assembly
AUGGAGGUUGGUUGCAAAUUGCAACAUGAAGGUCAACUUUGGUGUGGGAGUAGGGGGAGGUGCCGUAAGAGUUGUAGAAUGGUUGGGGGUUAUAGGGUGAUGGAGAUCGCUAGAAUUGCGGUAAUAGGGUGUGAGAUUUAUGGUGGCUAUAGGUUGAAGUCGUUAGUGGAGGGGAUUGUGGGCUGCAAGUUACCAUAUGGCCAAGAAUUUGAAGUUAGCUCAGGAACAUAUGAAGAACCCAAUGGUGAUGAGCAAGAUUCAAAAGCUUAG